AUGGUGUCUCCAACAAAGACUUUGAGUCCUCAAAACCUUACAAUAGUGCUGCUUCUUUUCUGUGUCACAAUUUCAUCUCCAAUUUAUGCCAUCACAUCUUCUGGCAAGUUAGACCAACCACUAGUUUCUCGCCAACCAUACACUGAAAUCAAGUGUGGAUCAUGUCCUUGUGGAAGCCCCUGCGAUGAGCAACUUCUGUCACCUCCUCCUCCACCUCCUCCUUCGCCCCCACCACUACUACUACCGGAAAUUUCCUCCCCACAAGUUUGUGAUGAAUCACCACCGCCACCGCCUCCACGACGGCCUCCACCACCACCAUCACGUCCACCACCAACACCACCGCCGCCAAGGUUCAUAUAUGUAACCGGUUCACCGGGUGAUGCAUAUGCAUACUAUUACUCUGCUGCUCAAAACAGAGUUGUGGGGUUGCUGGUUUUGACUGGUUUGGGAGUACUAUCAGUCACGAUGUUAUUUGGUUGA
Molecule: messenger RNA, 480 nt
Organism: Sphenostylis stenocarpa
Lineage: Eukaryota; Viridiplantae; Streptophyta; Magnoliopsida; Fabales; Fabaceae
Source: the annotation of a GenBank genome assembly